AAAAAUUAAGGUUUAUAUAGCAUUUUAUAAAUUAGAUCCGUAUUUAAUGAAGUGUGAACGAGCAUGAAUGGUAAUCGAGCUGUUAAUAUUGGCACGGGCGCUUGACACUGAAUUCUACAUAAUCGGCCAAGUGAGUCUCUGGUAUGUGCCGUCUCUUUCUUUCGGUGUAUGGGUGAAAGGGACGAACGACCGGCAGUUUUCCUUUCUCGGAGCUUAUACGUCACAGAACAUUUCUCCGGGCGCGAGCCGCGGUUAUAUCAAAUCAGUGUUGAGUUUACGUUGGUGUCGUCUGCAUUUUUAGGGCUCGCCCGUGAUUUCUAAUAAUUGUUUUAAUUGUUCAUGAACGCUUGGUGAGGUGUGCCGGGUUUUACUAGUGUUCCCAUACAAGUGUGCUGGUAUAGAAGUUUUUACAAGAAGCCAGGGAGCGAGCCUUCAAGAUGAAGCUCUCCCUGAUUUUUGAGCUUCUGCUUAUAUUCGUGCUACUAGCCUUCGCAGCCUCGAAGUCUGUCAAAAAUCAAAGUGGCGUCAAGAAACAGAUCCAGAACCGCAACGACGGCGGUGACAAGGUGGAGGAGAGCACAAUCAACAAGUACUGCAAGUGUGCUGAAGCCUACUGCAACUGUUGCAGAGAUUUCACCCUGCCAUAUGUGAGCUUGGACGGCCCAGGAUGUGCAUCCCUGAUGUACCUAAAUGGCGAUAAGAUGGCAGUCUCAUUGAGCUUCGGAAGGAAAGUUAUCACCAACAAGACUCUUUCGAGUCGCAAGCCAAGCCCAGUGUGCAUGCCAUUACCGGGCGGUGUAUCGAAGUUCUGCGGAAGAGUGUACAACAUUGCCAGAAGUGGAGAAGAAUUCCGAGCUUGCCUCGGCUUGGAACUUCAAACUAGGAAAACCGUCGAAGCCGCCGUUAGAGUAUCCUGCUUCAAGUUUGGACCACGAGGAGUCCAUUCGGAGCCGGCGGAUCCGCUGCCCUUAGUCCCUCAAGAUGAGAAGGGCAGUGACGACGACGACGAUGAUGAUGAUGAUGAUGACGAUGACGACGAUGACUUUGGUCUGGGUGGAGACGACGAUGAUGCUGACCUUGACGGCAUCAAUGAUGUAGACAGCGCAGACUACACAGGAUUUAGUAUUUUGGGAGAAGAUUUACUAGGAGACCUUUUCGGUUCCUCGGAUAGUAAGAAACCGAGUAAGCAAAGAAAGAAGCAAGCACUCAAGCAGGCACAAUCGACUACAACUAAGAGACCUCGUCCCUCUCGGCGUCCAACCAGGAGACCGAGUUCCAGAGUUACCACACAAAGAACUACCUUAAAAACUACUACGGUGAAAGUUCGUCCAGUAAACAGAAGAACACGUAGACCUACCAGGAAACCAAAUCGCCGACGACCUACUACUUCUCUUGCCACUGAAAGCACUUUGGCAUCAACCUUAUCUACAACAACAACAACAACAACAGCAGCAACACCUACAACAAUGGGUCCUCUCGUUACAAGCCCUUCAACAAUUAGUGCGCAAACAACAAGGCGUAUUCAGUAUAUGAGUACAGCGCAGGAUGAUACUUAUGAACCUGUCGUAAUUGUCACCCAAAAGCCUGUAUCGACUUUAUCUGCAUCUACCCCGAAACCAGCCACCAAUUUUGAAGAUCCUGGUCUAGAGAUGUCUUUGCAACGCAUCACUGGUCAGCUAUCAAUUAUGCCUCAAUCAACUAUAAUAUCAGAAAAUGCUAAACAAUCUAGCAUGAUGACUACUAGCCACGAUCUGAGCGGUUAUGAAAAAGUGGAGACGUUCACUCCUAAGGGUACUACAAUUCCAUUCGCAACCACUUUAGAAGACCAUGUUAACGAUGAUAUGGUACAGAUUGUCCCCAACCUUGAUUCUAGUUCUGAAGAGUAUGCUACAGAAAAAGAGAAGAUAGCUGCGCAAGAAAGUAGAGGUCAUGAACUAUUAGGACACUAUGAAGGUCUUGCCCUGUCAAAAAAAAGAGGCAAUGAGUUCACCAUGGAAGAUCUAGAUGUGUUAGAUUUGGGCCAAAUUGGACAAACUGUAGGAGACCAGUUAGGUUUAUUCGAAAGAAAAAAGAGACAACAACGAGACAAAAAUAAGAACAAAAAUAAGGUACGUGAUGAAGACAAAGACGAUGGCGGAGAUUAUGAUGUUCUAGGUUUGGAAGAUAUUGGCGAUACUGUUGGACAUGAACUAGGAUUGUUUGGUAACGAUAAAAAAGGAAACAAAACUAAAAAACCUAAACCGCCGGGUAGUCAAAAAGAAGAUGAUUACGAUGUUUUAGGUUUGGACGCUAUUGGAGAAUCAUUGGCCCUGGAAAGAUCAGUUAAGCAAAAUAGAAGGGACAGGAGAAGACAGAAUAAAAUGAUGCGCGGUGAUUGGUCUCAAGUAUGACGGCAACGUCACCCUAGCUCUAAGUAGUCAUGUAGAAAUUAUUUAUUUUCCCCUAAUUUAUUUAUUGACUGUGUAAAUAGUACAUUAAUGUAAGUGGUUCUGU
This is a messenger RNA of Pectinophora gossypiella (pink bollworm), 2493 nucleotides long. RefSeq lists its product as uncharacterized. The record is from RefSeq and is a predicted model, not a curated record. The transcript is spliced from 6 exons. The coding region runs from base 438 to 2390 and encodes 650 amino acids. Lineage: Eukaryota; Metazoa; Arthropoda; Insecta; Lepidoptera; Gelechiidae.